AACUGUUUCAGGGACCUGUGCCUAGUUCAAACCCCUGGGGAGAUCUGCUCUAGGGAUGACGACACGGAGCCGCGUGGGGUGCUCUUGGCGACGUAACACGUUCCGCGCGUUCCUUCUGAGCGUUCCUUCAGGCAGUCCCAACAUUGGGUAGAUAUGCUUGGUUGUUGGCUUAUGAGAACACUGUCAUGACCUAUCGAAGCAGCCCAUAUGGUGAAUCUAUCGAGCGCACGCGCAUCCUUUUACCGACGACAUAGUGACAGUGACGCGACAGCCUGCACGACAGCUACACUUAACACAUAUACUUGUACUCCAUGCUGCCGCUCGACGACGACUGCGAUGCCUGCAGCCCCGACUGGAUGAAGAAACGAAGCCCAUCUGCUAUGGCCAUUUCCGCACUCCCGUUUGUGGCGACCUUCUUCAUUGUCGCUGUCGCCGUGUCGCAUAGGCUCUUCCCGCUGCUCUCUGGGCACGCGCCCUUGAAGAACCACCACGAUGCUCAGCUAGCAGGCUUCGCCCUUCGCGAAAGGACGUCGGUGUUCAGAAACUUGCGCAUAACAGCGCGCACGAUCGCCAGCGCGACGUUUUCCACGAACAUUGCGCUAUCUGCCGUCCUCGUCGAGCUUAUCCUCUGCGAGAUCUCCAACACCGUCAAUCGCGCAACGCGGACACUGGCGCUGAAGAUCACACUGCCGUCGCUAUUAUUUCUGAUUAUCGUCCUUACACCAGCAUUGAUUAUACAUUCGGUGGUUUCGGGAUGGAGUUUGAGCAGGUCACAGAAUGGUCAGCGUAAGCUGGCGUGGGUUCUUGAGAUUACAGGUCUAGCGGCAUGGCUUGCGGGCUUCUGGUACCUGGGCAGAGGGCUGCUGGGCACGUUUCUACACGAGGAAUCAUAUAUCCAUGAGCAUACCUUCAGCGAGGGUUGCCUAGAAAGGAUCGGUGUCAUCGGCAUCAGCCUGAUGGCUUCGCUGGCCGGCUUUGCCGCUGUCAGUUCGCUCUGGCAGACUUUUGGCGUGAAAUACCGCCUCGUCACCGACUCAGAUAUCGCUCGCAAACAAGCCGGGCUGGAUGCUACGAACGACAUGCUUGCAACGAAGGAAAGUCGACUUCGCGCUGUCCAAAGAAAACUUUCGGAUACACCCCAGGAAGGCUUCGUAACCCGCGUCGUGGGUAGUUUGCGCGGAAACCCCGAGAUUGUAGAGCGAAACACCCUACAGCUCGAAAUCCAAGGCCUGGAAACGAUGCACAACACUCUCCAGAACUCACUGUCUAUCUUACAAAACCGUCGACAGACCCAGCUCCGUUCACACACGAUCCAGGGUCGCUUGCUGAACCUCGUAUCAGUAAUAUUCUCUCUCUACUGCUUCUACAGAAUCACAGCGACAACGUUUACCACUCUGAGACGCUUCUCAUCCCCAAACACAAGUUUCUCGAACACCGACCCGAUCAACAACUUUCUCGCGAUAUUAGCCAAGCAUUGGGACCCUACCAUAGACCGCGUCGCCUGGAGUCGCACCAUAUCUUUCCUGCUCUCCGGUAUCAUGCUCCUAGCAUCUUUCAACAGCGUGGUACAGACCUUUUUCCUCUUCGCGCGCGUACUCCCAGGCGUUCUUCAUCACGCCCAGGCCAACUUCGCUUUACUCAUCUCUCAGAUUGCUGCUACGUAUGUGAUCAGCUCCGCACUCCUACUGCGGAGUAAUCUGCCGGUGGAGAUGAAGAGCGCUAUCUCUGAGGCGUUGGGUGCACCGCUGGAGCCGGCUUUCACGGAGAGAUGGUUUGAGGGAUGGUUCUUGUUAGCGAGUGCAGCCACCGCGAUUGGGCUUUGGGCGGGAAAGCGAUGGAAAGGCCAGGGAUGGGAUGAUGAGGAUGAGUUUGGGGAAGGAGACCUGGAGAUGGGAAAGCUGAAUUGACGAGGAAUAAGGCUGAUGUUUCUUAAACGACUAUGCCGCGUAGCACUCUCAAAAAGAAGUCAAUACCGGUUCGAAAUGCAACUAGAGCUUCGUUGGGGCCAGAAACCCCUGGCGAACUACUCUGUCACAUGGCAUGGGUCAACUAUAGAUCUAACACGCAGCUCGCAAAUAUACAACAGAAUCCCAUCGGC
This is a messenger RNA of Paraphaeosphaeria sporulosa, 2098 nucleotides long. RefSeq lists its product as uncharacterized. Bases 312 to 1907 code for a protein of 531 amino acids. Lineage: Eukaryota; Fungi; Ascomycota; Dothideomycetes; Pleosporales; Didymosphaeriaceae. Gene Ontology annotation, cellular component: membrane. The transcript has 2 exons. The record is from RefSeq and is a predicted model, not a curated record.